This is a messenger RNA of Aspergillus versicolor CBS 583.65, 766 nucleotides long. RefSeq lists its product as uncharacterized. The record is from RefSeq and is a predicted model, not a curated record. Bases 91 to 333 code for a protein of 80 amino acids. The transcript is spliced from 4 exons. Lineage: Eukaryota; Fungi; Ascomycota; Eurotiomycetes; Eurotiales; Aspergillaceae.
GCGCCGUUCCAUCGCUGUUCUCUUUAAUCUGUACAAGCAAAGUUAUUUGGUCUCCAAUCUAUUUUCGCGUCUUAAUUAAACAAAGGAAUAAUGAAGGCUACCUUGAUUAUAACCUUCCUCGCACUCGGCGCCUCAGCCGCCGCAAUUCCAACCCCCAAACUCGAGCCUAAGGCUGUCACUGCUAAUACCACUCCCGAUAAGCCUGACGCUGAUUCUGCUGGUGGCAAUAUACCUCGCAGUGCUCAACGUGGUGCAGUGGGAGCACUCCAAGAUACUCUUGGAUUGGUGGGAUUCUCACCAGCAAAAGUUGAGCAUUAUGGACUCCUUGGGUGACUGACCGGUUAUAGCAUUAGGGCAGUGGGGUUAGGGGUACCAUAUUAGAAUCGUGAUAUUUCUGUUUCCCAUUAUCAGGCUUCACAAUCCAUAUGGGCGUCGUAUGUAUAUGAAUAGUGAAUUCACGAUACUAUUCAAAUUAGUUUUUCUGUGAGGCCUCGUAUGAAGGACCAUUAAGUGGAUUAUGUGAUACUCGGCAGGAAAGCUCAUAAUCACGCCGAAGUAGAACAAUCUGGUGGCAUUUUCACAAGAACAUCUGACAUGAAGAGAGGAAUCAACCAUAGCUACCACCUCUCGGUCUUGCGAUUGGGGCCAGUAUUCAAGGACGCAGUUAAAGGGCCCCGCUGAGAGGUCCAGGGUAGCUUCUGUGGUUCCAGAGGGGCUGGUUGAAAUAUUUAUAUAUCUACGUACCGGUACACUAAAGUGUUGCGGC